UGUCAGUGACCAGUGUAUCAUUUUGUUAUUGCGUCAGCUGUAAAUGCGGAAAAGAAUGAUUUAAUAAUUACGAAUGAAUGAAUAUUAUUCGGAAAAAAUUAACACUUCCCUUGAUAAAACGUGAAUAUAAUAAAUAUGUCUUCAUUUAUUAAUCAUAGGGACGCUAGUAAAGUGAGUGUUGAUGAAACUGUUACGAAAGAUAAUGUUACGUACUAUAAAAUUACUGUUAAAGUUGGUGCUGUGAACUGGAGCGUUUCACAUAGAUUUAGUGAGUUCGUAGAGCUCCAUGAGAAGCUGGUUUCGGAUCACGGGGUGACCAAAGAAUGGUUGCCACCAAAGAAGGUGAUACGCAACAAAAUACCGAAGUUUAUUGAACAAAGACGAGAUGCCUUGAAUGAAUACCUUAAAAAUGUAUUAAACUACUUGAGACUGACGAUGCCGUACGAAUUUGCUCACUUUUUAGACUUCCAUUUGUAUGAUAUAUUUUUUCUCUUGCAAGAUUUAGCCAAGAGCCUUUAUUUGGAAGGUGACAAGAUUUUGCAAAAUACAGCUGCUUACAAGCUUACGCCAAUGGAGCUUCAUGCUAUUAGUGAAAGGUUAAAAAUGGCAUGCCCACCUACUGAGAAGGUCGAUCAAAUGUAUGACUUCAGUCAUAUUUUGGAUUUUUGUUCGCAACUCCGUUCUUUGAAUAUCGAAGGGAGCUAUGAGCCACUUGGCUCAAGUAACAUUGUACCAAAUAACUUGCAAUUUGAUCUAGUACCUUUCAAAUCUUUGUUGGACUUGAAAAUUAUUGGAGUUCCCAUGGCAUGUAUACAAAGUGUUGGUACUCUUCGAGAAACUCUCAUCCAUUUAUCAGUAUUGAUUGCAACGGUGGUUUCACUCAAUGAAUUUUUACUGGUGGACAUUUUGCACAAAGAUCCGUCAAGUAUAGCCGAGACUGUGAAAUGGAAUAAACUUUCCGUCAUCAAUUUCGGCAGCAACAACAUAGAGCAAAUAGACUGGGCGAUAAAAUUGGUGCCAAAACUACAGCACCUUUGCCUAUCAUCAAACAGGCUAAAGGAGCUUUGCGAUAUAUCUUGUUUGCACAAUCUGAGGGUGCUCAACUUGUCCCUUAACGGGUUUACGGCUUGCGAGAAUUGGCACGCCAAAAUAGGGAAUAUAGUCAAGAUAGACUUGUCACAAAACAAGGUCUCGUCUCUAAAAGGUUUCUCAAGGUUAUUCUCGUUGGAGAGUUUGGAUUUGAGUUGCAAUCUUAUAAGUGACGUAGAAGAAGUGCAACACAUAUGCAAGUUGCCCUGCUUGGAGUAUUUGUGCCUGACAGCGAACCCAGUCGCCUCAACCAUAGACUAUAGAGUGAAAGUCAUAGAGCAGUUUGAUGUUCGAAUGACGGAAAUACAUUUGGACAACGAGAAGGCUUCGGAAACGGAGCUGGACACUGCGCGGGUGUUGCAAGCCUUGAGAGUUGUCAAAGAAGGUAAAGUGCCCAGUUUUUUGGAUAACAACAAUUCAACUAACAGUUUUAACAGGAGUUGACAAUGAGUUUCAAAUGUAUAAACAUAAAGUAAUAUGACA
Messenger RNA from Chilo suppressalis (striped riceborer), 1572 nucleotides. NCBI's taxonomy places the organism in Eukaryota, Metazoa, Arthropoda, Insecta, Lepidoptera, Crambidae. The record is from the annotation of a GenBank genome assembly.